AUGCUCGCGUCUCUCUUUGCAAUUGGCCUGGCGCCAUUGCUUGCAACGGCUCAACUCUCAGGCUCCGUGGGCCCAACAACUUCUUACGCGUCCAAGGCAGACAACAAGAUCUGCAGCGUCCUCGACUAUGGUGGUGUCGCCGAUAACUCCACCGACGUCGGACCGGCCAUCAGCUCUGCCUGGGACGAGUGCAAGGACGGUGGCGUCGUCUACAUCCCAUCCGGCGACUAUGCGCUCGACAGCUGGGUCACCCUCACCGGAGGCAGUAGCUGUGCUAUCAACAUUGAUGGAAUCAUAUACCGAACCGGUACUGAUGGUGGGAACAUGAUUUACAUUGAGCACACAACCGAUUUCGAGUUGCUCAGUUCUACUUCGGAAGGUGCAGUCCAAGGCUUUGGCUACGUCUACCAUGCGGAUGGCAGCGUUUCUGGACCUCGUAUUCUGCGACUGUAUGAGGUUGUCGACUUCUCGGUUCACGACCUUGCACUUGUUGACUCCCCCUCUUUUCAUUUCUCCAUGGACACCUGUGAGAAUGGCGAGGUUUACAACAUGAUCAUUCGUGGAGGUAAUGAGGGUGGCUUGGAUGGUAUUGAUGUCUGGUCUACCAAUAUCUGGGUUCAUGAUGUCGAGGUUACCAACAAGGACGAGUGUGUCACUGUCAAGAGCCCUGCCCAGAAUAUCUUGGUGGAAAGUAUUUACUGCAACUGGAGCGGUGGCUGUGCCAUGGGCUCUCUGUCUACCGGAGUCAACAUCUCUGACAUUACAUACCGCAACAUCUAUACCUGGUCAUCCAAUCAGAUGUACAUGAUCAAGAGCAAUGGAGGCAAUGGAAGUGUUUCCAACGUUCUUCUUGAGAACUUCAUCGGGCAUGGCAACGCGUACUCCCUGGACGUGGAUCAGGAAUGGAGCAGCAUGAGCACCGUCGAUGGUGAUGGUGUGCAGCUCAACAACAUCACCUUCAGCAACUGGAAGGGAACCGAGGCAGAUGGUGCUGAGCGCGGCCCCAUCAAGGUAAACUGUGCCGACGCCGCACCAUGUACCGAUAUCACCAUCGAAGACUUUGCCAUGUGGACUGAAGAGGGCGAUUACCAGUGGUACUCGUGUGAGAGCGCCUACGGUGAGGGUGCCUGUCUGGAGGAUGGGGAUGACUACACUUCCUACACUACCACUGUGACCGUGACUGCUGCACCGACCGGAUACUCGGCCGCUACAAUGGCUUCAGACCUGACUGCUGCCUUUGGAACUGACUCGCCCAUUCCAAUUCCAGCUAUCCCGACCUCGUUCUACCCCGGUCUUACUCCCUACAGUGCUCUAGCUAGUGCUGCGGCGACUUCUGUUUAUCCAGUUCGCGCUUAG
Penicillium angulare is the source of this 1356-nucleotide messenger RNA. It is a transcript of the gene rhgB, whose product is annotated as putative extracellular rhamnogalacturonase. Gene Ontology annotation, biological process: carbohydrate metabolic process. The coding region runs from base 1 to 1356 and encodes 451 amino acids. NCBI's taxonomy places the organism in Eukaryota, Fungi, Ascomycota, Eurotiomycetes, Eurotiales, Aspergillaceae. The transcript has 4 exons. Gene Ontology annotation, molecular function: polygalacturonase activity. The record is from RefSeq and is a predicted model, not a curated record.